Priceomyces carsonii is the source of this 1491-nucleotide messenger RNA. RefSeq lists its product as uncharacterized. NCBI's taxonomy places the organism in Eukaryota, Fungi, Ascomycota, Pichiomycetes, Serinales, Debaryomycetaceae. The transcript has a single exon. The coding region runs from base 1 to 1491 and encodes 496 amino acids. The record is from RefSeq and is a predicted model, not a curated record.
AUGUCAAAUUCUACUAACUUACGACCAUAUUAUGACCAUGAUACAUUCAAUGCCGGCUAUUCUGUUAUUUUUAAGCCAGGCAUUGGUUUGAUUGAUACCGCCACAGAUAAACCCAUUACAUCAACCUUAGCAAUGCCCGUUAUAGAACAAGUGAAAAACAAAGGAUUGAGCCCCGGAAAGGGACUUGGUAUCACUGGUGCCGAAUAUUCUUAUUCAAAAGGCAGUGAGAAGAAUUAUGUGUACGAUUUAGAGUUCCAGGAAUACUUUGAUUUCAAUAAUCUUGUUGAGCUUCUCAAAAAUUUAAUGUGGAAUUUCUGUAAAAAUUAUUUGAAGACCUUGAUAUCGCAGCCAUUGGAGAUUGUAAGGUUGGUAUUACAAGUAGGUAAGCUUGAUAUAGAAAAGCCAACAGAGAAGAAAAGUUCGAGUCAUUCCAGAUUACUUCAAUCGUCAAUGACUGACUCAUACGCUAGCGACUACACCGAUUCAGACUCAGAACCUGAUUAUUUCCAAAGCACUGGUGAUUCUGCCUCUUCACAGCUAUCAAACAAGAUCUCAAUCCGAAGAUCUUUAAAAUUAAAAGAGUUGAACAAAAUUCGUCCGACAUCUAAGCAUACGAUGGAUAUAAUAUCAGCUAUAGUAACAGAAGAUGGCCCUUUCGCAUUGUUCAGAGGAAUUAAUGCCUCGUUCAUUUAUCAUACUUUAUCGCAUACGAUUGAAGCAUGGAUAACCGGGUUUCUAUCGCCCUUUUUGGGAAUCCCUGACCCAUUUUUUUUGGAUCUCACCCAUUCUACAGAUCCCUUAAGAAGUCUUUGGCUAAGUGUUUGUGCAUGUGUCUUGACAGGCUUAAUUUUGAUACCUUUGGAUCUAAUUAAAGUUAGAUUAAUGAUAACUCAAUUCAAUAGACCAGCCUUAGAAGAGGAGCCAUCUUCAAAAGAAGGCUCACAAGAUCUAAGAUCUACGAUAGUCAAUAAUAGAUCUAUUAGGGAAUCAAUACGUCACUAUCCUAUAUCUGCCUUAUUUCACCCCCCUAAAACAGUUGCUAUCUUAACUGCGCUUCAUCAGUUUUCAACAAGCAUUUUUAGAAAAAUGGCACCUUACAUUCUUUUCAUCAAAUUCAACAUUGAUGCGAAUAGCUCCCCAAGCCUUUACACUGUUGUAAACUUAGCUCUGUUAAUAAUGGAGUUCUUCAUUAAAUUACCUGUUGAGAAUCUAUUGAGAAAAGAGGAAGUGAGGUUCUUGUUGAGCCCCAAAUCUAUUCUUGAAGAUGAACAAAGGGUCAUCACUAUUGAUAAUCCUGAUACCAAUAUGAUAGUGGAAUUCAACGAUGCUUUUUAUAAAUCAUCGAAUGAACAAAAACUGACACUCAAAGAAAGAAUACAAAGUUUAGAAUUGUUUAAUGGUUGGAGAGUUGGUGUUUUGAAUGUAAUUGGGUUUUGGGGCUAUAACAUCUUGAAGAGGAAUGAUUCUGAAUUGAACCAAGAGAGAUUAUAA